Polypterus senegalus (gray bichir) is the source of this 2598-nucleotide messenger RNA. RefSeq names its product extracellular calcium-sensing receptor-like. Gene Ontology annotation, cellular component: membrane. Gene Ontology annotation, biological process: G protein-coupled receptor signaling pathway. The coding region runs from base 13 to 2598 and encodes 861 amino acids. The record is from RefSeq and is a predicted model, not a curated record. The transcript has 7 exons. Lineage: Eukaryota; Metazoa; Chordata; Cladistia; Polypteriformes; Polypteridae. Gene Ontology annotation, molecular function: G protein-coupled receptor activity.
AUCUCUGUUGAUAUGCUUAUCCUAGUAAUUGUGUUAAAUAUGUUAUUUGUCCUUGCAGAUAAGCCUGCUUGUAGGCUGCAAGGUAAAUCAAAAUAUGCUGAGUUUUUAAAGGACGGAGAUAUAAUAAUUGGUGGAAUUUUCUCCUUUCAUGAUUCUGUUGUAGAUGAUAAACAAGCAUUUGAAUCAUUACCUGAACCUUUGAAAUGUAAAGGUUUGAAUUUCAGACAGUUCCAAUUAGCUGAAACUAUGAUGUUUGCCAUAGAAGAAAUAAACAAUGAUGCAGAAAUACUUCCUGGCAUUUCUUUGGGAUAUAACAUAUAUGACGACUGCAGUUCUAUACUUUUGGCUAUCCAAACAGCAAUGGCUUUAGCAAAUGGACAGGAGGAAACCAUUUAUACAAAUGAAAUUUGCACCAAACUGUCAGCAGUUGCUAUAAUAGGACAUUCUGGCUCAUCUUUAAGCAUUGGGAGUGUUACAGCGACCAGGGCAUUCAACAUACCAAUGGUAAGUUAUUUUGCCACUUGUGCAUGCCUCAGUAACAGAAGAGAAUUUCCAACAUUUUUCCGGACAAUUCCCAGUGACUACUACCAAAGCAGAGCCCUGGCUCAACUAGUAAAACAUUUUGGAUGGACUUGGAUUGGCACAAUAAGAACUGACAAUGAUUAUGGUAAUGGUGCCAUGGCAACAUUUCUUCAAGAGGUUCAGAAGGAAGGUAUAUGCAUUGAAUAUACAGAAGCCAUAUACAGAAACUACCCAAGAGAAAGAAUUCUGAAAAUUGUUGAUCUAAUUAAAAUGUCAUCUUCUAGGGUAAUUGUAGCUUUUACAACAGCCAUAGAUUUACAAUAUUUAGUUAAAGAGCUCCUGCUUCAGAAUGUUACAGGACUGCAGUGGAUAGGAAGUGAAGGCUGGAUUGCAAAUAAGAACAUAAUCACUGCUGAAAGUUAUAGUGUGCUGGGUGGGGCGAUUGGAUUUGCAAUCAGAAAUGCCAUUAUACCAGGACUUCAGGAGCAUCUGUUGAGAGUAAAGCCAUCAAGUGCAACGGAACACACUGUAGUGAAUGAACUUUGGGAAAAUAUAUUUGGUUGUACAAUGGCCACACAAGAAAAUACUUCAAAUUCUAAUAUGUGCACAGGAACGGAGAAUUUAAUGAAAGUGAAUAAUUUGUACACAGAUAUGUCAGAGCUAAGAAUUCCCAAUAAUGUUUACAAGGCGGUAUAUGCUGUAGCUUAUGCAUUACACAAUCUUUAUUUGAGUCAAGACAAUGAAGGACCUUUGGAAAAGCUAUAUAUUGAGCCAUGGCAGGUUUUGCAUUAUAUGAAAAGAGUUAACUUCACAACAAGGAAUGGAGAGAAUGUCUAUUUCAAUGAACAAGGUGAUACAGCAGCUAGCUAUGAAUUAAUUAACUGGCGCUUAAAUUCAGAUGGAAAGGCACAUUUUGUAACCGUUGGUCUCUAUGAUGCCUCUCUACCAGAAGGAAAGGAAUUUGUAAUGAAUAACUUUGGUAUUGUUUGGGCAAGAGGUCAAAAACAGGUACCACAUUCAGUGUGUAGUGAAAGUUGCCAUCCUGGCACUCGCAAAGCAGCGCGGAGAGGAAGGCCUCUCUGUUGUUUUGACUGCAUUCCAUGUGCUGAUGGGGAAUUCAGCAACAUAUCUGAUUCAAGCAACUGUAUGAAGUGUCCUCCAGAAUAUAAAUCUAAUCAACAAAGAGAUAAAUGCAUAUUAAAAGAAAUUGAAUUUUUAUCCUUCUUUGAAAUUAUGGGAAUAUUACUAAUUACAUUUUCAUUUUUUGGUACAUGCUUGACAAUGACUAUAGCAGUCAUCUUCUUUUGGCACAGAGAUACACCAGUUGUGAAGGCUAAUAAUUCAGAGCUGAGCUUUCUACUGCUGUUCUCUUUAACUCUGUGUUUUACCUGUUCACUUACCUUCAUUGGUCAGCCUUCAGACUGGUCCUGUAUUUUGCGCCAUAUUGCUUUUGGGAUCACGUUUGUUCUCUGCAUUUCUUGUGUACUGGGGAAAACAAUUGUGGUGCUAAUGGCUUUCAGGGCCACACUGCCAGGCAGCAAUGUUAUGAAGUGGUUUGGGCCAAAGCAACAGCGAUUGUGUGUUUCAGCUUUAACAUUCAUACAGGUUUUAAUUUGCUCUCUUUGGUUAUUUCUGUCUCCACCUUUCCCUGUUAAAAACAUGGAAUUUUAUAAAGACAAAGUUAUCUUGGAAUGUAAUUUGGGAUCUGUAGCAGCCUUUUCUGCUGUUUUAGGAUACAUUGGAUUGCUCUCUGUCAUAUGUUUUUUACUAGCCUUCCUAGCUCGCAAGCUCCCAGAUAACUUUAAUGAAGCCAAGUUCAUCACUUUCAGCAUGCUGAUAUUCUGCACUGUCUGGAUAACUUUUGUCCCUGCUUACAUCAGCUCCCCAGGAAAGUACACUGUAGCAGUUGAGAUAUUUGCAAUUUUGGCAUCUGCUUAUGGUCUGCUUUUCUGUAUUUUUACUCCUAAAAUGUACAUUAUAUUACUUAAGCCUGAGAAAAAUACAAAGAAAUAUCUGAUGGUAAAAAUCAAUAACAACUUACCGCGUCACCAUUCUUGUUUAUAUAGACAAAAGUAG